Trichomycterus rosablanca is the source of this 1813-nucleotide messenger RNA. RefSeq lists its product as uncharacterized. Gene Ontology annotation, biological process: sodium ion transmembrane transport. NCBI's taxonomy places the organism in Eukaryota, Metazoa, Chordata, Actinopteri, Siluriformes, Trichomycteridae. The record is from RefSeq and is a predicted model, not a curated record. Gene Ontology annotation, cellular component: plasma membrane. The coding region runs from base 1 to 1788 and encodes 595 amino acids. The transcript is spliced from 13 exons.
AUGGAAACGAAGGCCAACUACAAAGCGCCCAACUCAUGUUCUGAGUCUCCCAGGGACUUUACAGAGAAGACAAUGGAAGCUUUUUAUCAAUACCCUAAUGAGAACACUGUGGAGCCCAGGGAGACCUGGAGUCGUCGGCUUGAGUUCUUGCUGGCAUCCAUUGGCUACGCUGUGGGACUCGGAAACGUCUGGAGGUUCCCGCACCUGUGUUACAGAAGUGGAGGAGGUGCUUUUCUCAUCCCGUAUGUGAUCAUGCUCUUCCUUUGUGGUAUUCCCUUGCUUUUUAUGGAGUAUGCAAUUGGGCAGUAUACUCGCUUAGGACCCAUUCAGGCACUGCACAAAAUCUGCCCACUUCUUAAAGGUGUGGGACUGGCUACAGUGGUCAUUUCAUUUGUUCUUGCAACCUACUAUAAUGUUCUGAUGGCCUGGGCUCUCUACUACCUCUUCAACUCGUUCACCUCUCCAUUUCCCUGGCAGUCUUGCAACAACACCUGGAACACCCCAAACUGUUCCACUGGCUUUGCUGGCAAUGCCACUAACAUGAAGUCUUCCAGUCAGCAGUUUUUUGACCAUAGGCUUCUAGAGAUUACAGAAGGCAUUGAGAAAGCUGGAGGAAUUCGCUGGGAGUUGUUUGGCCUUCUCACACUUGCAUGGAUCAUUGUCUUCUUCUGCAUCUUUAAAGGAGUAAAAUCCACUGGAAAGGUCGUGUAUUUCACUGCCACGUUCCCUUAUAUUAUACUGUUUGCACUGCUAAUCAAUAAUGUUCAGCUGCCUGGAGCAAAAGAUGGCAUCCUCUACUUUCUUAUGCCCAACUGGAAUAAACUCCUUGAAGUGCAGGUUUGGGUGAAUGCAGCAGCCCAGAUUUUUAACUCCAUUGGAAUUGCUUUUGGCUCCAUGAUUUCUAUGGCCAGCUACAACAAAUACAACAACAAUAUCCUUAAAGACACAUUUGUUGUUUCUUUGGCCAACUCGGCUACCAGUAUCCUGGCUGGGUUUGUGAUCUUCUCUGGCAUCGGUUACAUGGCACACAUUCAUAACCUGCCUGUAGAUGACAUAGCUACUGAUGGUCCAGGUUUGGUGUUUGUGGUGUACCCAGAAGCAUUCUCAACCAUGCCUGUAUCACAACUAUGGGCUCCUGUAUUCUUCUUUAUGCUGCUCUGCCUUGGACUGGACAGUGAGUUUGCGAUGGUCGAGGUGGCGGUGACAUGCAUCAUGGAUGGUUUUGGGCCGAAGGUUUUGCGUUGGUUUAAGAGGAAGGAACUGGUCGUGCUGGCUGUGUGUUCUGUAGGAUUUCUGUUUGGAAUCCCACACAUCACCAGGGGUGGUAUCUAUGUGUUCCAGCUGAUGGAUCACUACACUGCAGUUGUGUCUCUCAUGUUUCUGGCCUUCUUUGAGGUUCUAGCAGUCACACUGAUCUUUGGAGUUAAGAAGAUCUGUUUGAUGGUGGAGAGCAUGACAGGAAAAAGGCCGAACCUGUACUUCCGUGUAUGCUGGCAGUUCAUCUCUCCUAUGCUGGUGUUGGGAAUUCUAAUCUCCAGCAUCAUACAGUACACUCCUGCACGCUAUGGUAAAUCUUACUCAUACCCUCUGUGGGCCGAAGUGUUGGGCUGGUUCAUUUCCCUCAUCUCUAUAAUCUGGAUCCCACUUGGGGCAAUUCAUGAAAUCUGGAGAAAUAAAGGAUCUUUCCUUCAGAGGCUGAAAGUGGCACUUACACCCACGCUGCAGCUGGAGCCUGAAUACACAACCAAGAACCAACAGUCUUUAACACUGUUUAACACUUCUUUGUGAUGUCCACACUGCAUCUUUUUUUUUU